Messenger RNA from Octodon degus (degu), 1293 nucleotides. It is a transcript of the gene Nt5c3a, whose product is annotated as 5'-nucleotidase, cytosolic IIIA. The record is from RefSeq and is a predicted model, not a curated record. The transcript has 9 exons. Lineage: Eukaryota; Metazoa; Chordata; Mammalia; Rodentia; Octodontidae. The coding region runs from base 102 to 1097 and encodes 331 amino acids. Gene Ontology annotation, cellular component: cytoplasm. Gene Ontology annotation, molecular function: 5'-nucleotidase activity; magnesium ion binding.
AGGCGCGGGGUGGGGCCUAGUAGGCCCGCGGCUUCCGCGCUCUGGAGGGAGCUGCCGCGGCGAACAGCUCUGCUUCCGGCCGCGGGCGCACGAGGCCGCCCAUGGACCGCGCGGCGGUGGUGCGGGUGGGCGCGGCAGCCAGCGCCGGUGUGUGCGCCCUGCUAGCGGGGGCGGUGCUGGCGCAGUACCUCUUCAGCCUGCGCAGAAGGACGGGCCGCAAGACCAAGAUCAUCGAGAUGAUGCCAGAAUUCCAGAAAAGUUCAGUUCGCAUCAAGAACCCCACAAGAGUAGAAGAAAUUAUCUGUGGUCUUAUCAAAGGAGGAGCUGCCAAACUUCAGAUCAUCACUGACUUUGAUAUGACACUAAGUAGAUUUUCCUACAAAGGGAAAAGAUGCCCCACAUGUCAUAAUGUCAUUGAUAACUGUAAGCUGGUUACAGAUGAAUGUCGAAAAAAGCUACUGCAGCUGAAGGAACAGUAUUAUGCUAUUGAAGUGGACCCUGUGCUUACUGUGGAGGAGAAGUUCCCUUAUAUGGUAGAAUGGUACACAAGGUCACAUGGUUUGCUCGUUGAGCAGCGUAUACCAAAAGCUAAACUCAAGGAAAUUGUGGCAGAAUCUGACGUGAUGCUCAAGGAAGGGUACGAGAAUUUCUUUGAUAAACUCCAACAGCACAGUAUCCCUGUGUUUAUAUUUUCGGCUGGUAUCGGUGAUGUUCUAGAGGAAGUUAUUCGUCAAGCUGGAGUUUAUCAUCCAAAUGUCAAAGUCGUCUCCAACUUCAUGGAUUUUGAUGAAAAUGGGGUGCUCAUAGGAUUUAAGGGAGAACUAAUUCAUGUAUUCAACAAACAUGAUGGUGCCUUGAAGAAUACAGACUAUUUCAGUCAACUAAAAGACAACAGCAACAUAAUUCUGCUGGGAGACUCCCAAGGAGACUUGCGAAUGGCAGAUGGGGUGGCCAAUGUUGAACAUAUUCUGAAAAUUGGCUAUCUAAAUGAUCGGGUAGAUGAGCUAUUAGAAAAGUACAUGGACGCUUAUGAUAUUGUCUUAGUAAAAGAUGAGUCAUUGGAAGUGGCCAAUUCCAUUCUACAGAAGAUUCUGUAGCAGGUGUCUGUAGCAGCGCCUCGCUCCUGGACUGCUCAACUCCCUUUCUGCAGAAGACUUUAUUUAUGAUGCAUUCUUGGUGGUGAAGUCCUCCCUUUGUGCAGCUGAAGUGUUCAGUCGGACACGGUGCAUCCCUCAACUGGUAACUCCGCUCCCACCUCUCAACACACUCCUUACCAUGUUUUUUAACCAACUU